Messenger RNA from Closterium sp. NIES-65, 1815 nucleotides. Lineage: Eukaryota; Viridiplantae; Streptophyta; Zygnematophyceae; Desmidiales; Closteriaceae. The record is from the annotation of a GenBank genome assembly.
AUGGCGGAAGCCACCCGCGCCCAGGCGGACGGGCGCGCGUCGGUCCUGCGGAGCAUGGGGCGCGAGGGCGACGGGGAGAGCGCAGCGGGCGAGCAGCUUCUGCUGGAGCUGCUGCAGGCGGAGGAGCAACGGCGCAUGCGCGCGCCGGGGGACGCGGAGGAGUCGGAGGAGGAGGCGGGGUUUUGGGAAGGAAGCGACGUCGCGCAAGGUGGAAAGGAGUACAGGCUGCCCCCCUCCUUCUCCGCACUUGCCACUGGCUCGCCCGCGGUCCUCCCCGCCGCUUCUGCAGCGCCUGCUGCCGCUGGCGGCGAUGGGGGGAGUGAUGAGAGCAGGGGCGCGCGGAUCGAGGGGGGAGGCGAGGGCGCGGGUCAGCGCGAGACGCGGCAGGAGCAGGGGGAGGGGGCGGGUGGCGAGGAAGGGGGCGGAGGGGUGGGGGAGGGGGAGAAGGAGGUGCCGGAGGGGUCAGUGGUACGGGAGCAGCUGGGCGGGCGCCCAGAGCUGUGGCGCGGCGUGCACGUGGCUGGGGCAACGUGGGCGGGCGCGGGCGCGGGGGUAGCGCAAGGGGAGGGGGAUGGGCUAAGGCGAGGGGAGAGACCGGGGGAAGGAGGAGGGGGAGGGGCCGCGGCAGGGCAGAGCGGAGGGGGGGAGGCAGGGGCGGGCAGCGGGACGUACCUGCAGGCGCGCGAGCUGCUGUCGAAUAUGGCCAGGAGCAUGGAGCAGCUGGAGAGCGGGCUCUCCGCCCGCCACAAGGAGAUGGGCGAGUCCACGCAGUUCAUCUCGGGCAUCCGCUCCAGCGACCCCGCUGCCGGCCAGGGCGCAGUGGUGCGGAGAGCGGAGGAGAUGGUGGCGCGCAUGCAGGUGCAGUUCGCGGCCAUGGAGAAGGAGGCGGCCCACAAGGACACCGUGCUUGACCGCCUGCUCGCGCACGCCAAGUCCACCAAGCAGCAAAUGAGGGCGGUGGAGGAGCGGUCGCGAGUGGAGAAGGACGCGUUGAGGCGGGAGAUGACGGAGCAGCAGCAGCGCAUGCAGAAGGAGCUGGAGACAGCGGCGGGGCGGGAGGAGCGGAUGAGGCGGCAGCUGAUGGAGGCGCAGGAGGGCAUCGCGCACCGGGACGCCUUCCUGCAGCAGCUGCAGGAGGAGGCCGCCCUCUCCGCCUCCGCGCUCAAACAGGCCGCCAGGGCGAUGGUGGCGGCGCGGGACCGCACGUUGAGGAUAGAGGAGCAGCUCGAGUCGAUGGGAGACCAGCUGGCCAAGGAGCGCGCCAAGACCCGCCGCGAGCGCGAAAACACCGCGCGUGUUACCGCCGAGCUGGCGGAGGCGCGCAUGGCGGCGGAGGAGAUGGCGGGGCGGGUAGGACGGCUGGAGAGCGAGGUGCAGCGCAAGGAGCGUGAGAUGCAGCAAAGCCGCCAUGAGGCGGACGCUGUCAGGGCGCAGCUUAAAGCCACCCAGCAGGCGUUGGAGGAGGCAGCGCGGCAGGCGAGGGAGGCGCAGGCAGGGAGGCAGCAGGCGGAGGCAGCGGCAGAGGAGGAGCGGGCGGCGGCAGCAGCGGCGGUGGAGGGGCAGCAGAGUGCAGAGCAGCGCCUGAGGGAGGCGCAGGCGCGGGUGGAGCUGCUGCAGGGCGAGGUGGUGUCGCUCAAGGUGGGGCGAGGUGGGGCGAGGUGGGGCGAGGUGGUGUCGCUCAAGGUGGGGGCGGGGGGGAGACAGAGGGGGUUGUUGGGAUCCCGAGGUGGAAUGAAAGUGACGUGUGGGCUGUUGGGGUGUGCUGUUGGGCUGGGCUGUUGGGGUGGGCUGUUGGGGUAUGCUGGAGGUGCUUGA